GAGGGCGGUCGACUCCACCACCGGCGCCUCGCCCGCCAUGACACAGCGGCCCCGCGCGGCCGCAGCAGCUGUCCGGUCGACGCGCGCCCAGUAGCCAGCUGCAGCUGCGAUGGAGCGUCGCGGCGCCGACUGAAGCGUCGCAGCCCGCGGCCCGCCAAUGGCGGACGCCGACCACAACUUCGACGACGAGGAGCUGGUGUCCAGCAACGCGAACCAGCGCAACUGGCGCGGCAUCCUGAUCGCGCUGCUGGUGAUCGUGGUGGUGCUGGCGCUGAUCGUGACCUCGGUGGUGCUGCUGACCCCGCCGGACGAGGGCCCGCGCGUCAAGGGCCGGCGCUUCAAGCUGCACGAGGUGCUGGGCGCCGACUUCGCGGCGCUGCGCCUCAACGGCAGCUGGGUGUCCGGAGAAGAAUUGGUGUUCAGGGACCAAUGGGGUGGCAUCAGCCUGCUCAACGCUGCCAACAUGACAACACGAAGUCUCAUGACCAAUCAGACAUUCAAGCGGCUGAACCCAGCCAGGUUCUCCAUGUCCCGAGAUCACCGGUUCAUACUCCUGGCACUCAGCGUCCAGAAGCUGUUCAGACACUCCUACCUGGCGCAGUACAUGGUGUACGACAUAGCUACAAUGGACACGUUCCCGCUGACGCCUGGGCCAGAGGCGGACGGACAGCCCUACCUGCUGCUCGCUGAUUGGGCGCCGCGCGGCUGCGCCCUCGUCAUGGUGCACGACUACGACAUCUACUUCCGGCCGUCUGCGCGCGCGCCGCACAGCUACCGGGUCACCGCCAGCGCUGUGCCGGGCAUCGUGGGCAACGGAGUCGCCGACUGGCUCUACGAGGAGGAGAUCCUGCGGGCCAGCCGGGCGCUGUGGAUGUCGGACGACGGCCACAUGAUGCUGUACGCCACCUUCAACGACACGCGCGUGGAAGAGCAGCGCUUCCCCUGGUUCGGCGCGCCCGACGACCGUCGCUACCCGGAGAUCAGGAGCCUGCGCUACCCCAAGGCGGGCACGCCCAACCCGCUGGUGACCUUGUGGGUGGCUGACCUCGCCGACCCCAAGAACAUCCGCACGAGAGACCUGAAGCCGCCCGCCGCCUUCAAACACACCAGCGAGUUCUACUUCACAGCGGUGACGUGGGUGAGCCUGACUGAGGUGUGCGUCACCUGGAUGAACCGGCCCCAGAACCUGUCCAUCAUCACGGUGUGCAAGAGCCCCAUGUGGUACUGUCAGGAGACGCACCGAGUGAGCGGCGAGGGCCGAGGCUGGGUGGACAUCCAGGACGCGCCGCUCUUCUCCCAGGAUGGCAACACGUACGUGACCAUCGCGCCGGUGCGCGACGGCCCCGCGGGCCACUUCAAGCACGUCAUAUCCGUCAACAUUGCCAAGAAGCGCGUGCUGCCGCUGACGCACGGCCGCUUCGAGGUGGCGCGCAUCCUCGCCUGGGACCACCAGGAGGGCCUCGUGUACUUCCUGGCGGUGCCCGAGGAGCGCCCGGGCCAGCUGCACCUGUACCGCACCGCCUCGUCGACCCCGCGCACGGGCGAGGCCCUGGUCAGCCCGCAGUGCCUCACCUGCCACCCGGAGCAGCCGCAGCCGCCGCGCGGCUUCUACGGCCGCGCCGCCUCUUCCUCCUCCGCCUCCGCCGCCGCGGACGACUGGCCCGACGAGGACCCACUCGAGGCCGCCUCCGCCGCCGCCGCCUCCACCGCCCCCCCGCCCGCCCACACUCACAGGAAGGGCUACGUGGCGAGGCACGCGGCCGACGCGACCCAGCAGCUGCUGCGGCCCUGCCAGUACCACAACGCGGCGUUCAGCCCCGGGCUGCGGUACUACGUGCUGGAGUGCCUGGGUCCCGGCGUGCCGACGGUGCGGCUGUACGAGGCCCGCGGCGGCCGCGCGAGUCCACCGCGCCUCGUCGCCGCGCUGCAGAACAACUCGCGCCUGCUGGAGCUGGCCGCCAGGAUGGCGCUGCCGCAGGUCAAGACGUUCCCCGUGCAGAUCUCGGGCGGCUACCACGCGCAGGUGCGGCUGCACCUGCCGCCCGGCCUGCGCGAGGAGGAGAUCACCAAGUACCCGCUCGUCGUGCAGGUGUACGGCGGGCCGGGCACCCAGCUGGUCACGGAGCGCUGGAAGCUGGACUGGAACACGUACCUCGCCGGCAACAGGGACUUCAUCGUGGCGCAGAUCGACGGCCGCGGCUCGGGCGGCCAGGGCAGCCAACUGCUGGGCGAGGUGUACAUGCGGCUCGGCUCUGUCGAGGUGGCUGACCAGCUCGAGGUGACAGAGUACCUGCGCGACUCGCUGCACUUCGUGGACAAGCGACGCGUGGCCGUGUGGGGCUGGAGCUACGGAGGCUUCGUGGCCGCGAUGGCGCUGGCCCGCGACCAGGACGUGUUCCACUGCGGCAUCUCGGUGGCGCCCAUCGUCAGCUGGAAGCUGUACGACUCGGCGUACACGGAGCGCUACAUGGGCCUGCCCAACCUCACGGGCAACUACAAGGGCUACGAGGAGAGCGACGUGAGCCGGCGCGCGGACAAGCUGCGCGACAAGAUGUUCUACCUGGUGCACGGCACGGCUGACGACAACGUGCACUUCCAGCAGAGCAUGGCGCUGGCCAGGGCGCUGGCCGAGCGCGGCGUGCUGUUCCGCCAGCAGGUGUACCCGGACGAGAGCCACAGCCUCAGCCGGGUGCGACGCCACUUGUACCGCUCCAUGGCGGGCUUCCUGGACGACUGCUUCCGCAAGCAGGUGCCCCCGGACCUGAAGGCGGGCCUGCGGAACGGCGGCACCAGCGGCGAGUGAGCGGGGGCCAUUUCCCGUCCGCCCCCUCUACCCCCCUCACGACACCGGCUCCUGGGGUGAGCAGCCGUCGCUUCUGUCUCUCUCUUCCAGCUGCCCGGCGGUGAGACGACACCCGUCGACCACUUGUGAGCAGGGACGAGAUUAUACGGUCCGUUUGCGAUGAAGCCUAUCGAGCACCGAUGUUUCAAGUCGGCACACUGCGAAGCACAUAAACGCUAACUAAUCAGCCUUUUUUCAAUUUAAACCUAACUCUAGAUGGAAAAAUAAGGGGGGGGGGGGGGGGUUUGUCUGUAAAGUCGGUUCACAGACGAUAAUUUUACGUGAUAACGUCAUAAAGAAAUCAUUGUUGAAAUAUUCAAUACUUUUUUUUAUUUUUCAAAUUUUUUUACGGUGUUUUGCAAUUUUUAUUUUAAAUAUUUUGUUUUGAAUAUGAUCACGAACAAUUAGUUAAAAAGGCCCGCCUUGACCUGUUUGAUAUUACAGAAGAUUUUCUCGCACUCGGUGGUUGGUCGGUUCUUGCACACUCGGCUCAGGCGGAACGUGGCAAUGAGUCUUGCUUUUUUCAUGCGUGCAGCCGGCGUUCAUAGAUUUAUAAGGCGUUAUCACGUUAAAAAUAUCUACUCUUCAUUGAAAGUUUGUAGCACAAUUAAAAAAAAAAAAAAAAUGUUGGAAAAAGUUGAAUUAUUUUUAAUCUUACUCAUUCUUUUUUACAUUACGACCAUUAGAAAACUUUUCAAACACAGAAAUACUCAAACAGAUUUUUUUUAUUUGUUCCGAAAAGUUAGACAUGCAUAUUACAAAUCAUUAUUUCGAUAAAGUCCAUCUUGUAUCAGUCGAAAUGACACUUUUUUGGAGAAAUUAGUACAUAUCCUGGAACAUUUAAGUAUCAUAUUUGUUCAGUAAAACGGUAUCGACAGAUUCAUUUAAAAAUGAAAACAAUAAUACCGAGAUCUCCUGUUUGAAGAAUGAAAUAGGCCUGAAAAUACAUAAAACCAUAAAAUCUCGCCUCUACUUAUAAGUACGUAAUAAAUUAAGGUCAUGUCUUAAAAGCAAAAUAUUUUCUAAUAUAGAAAACUCUUGAUUUUCCCUAAAGUUCAAUAUUGUAAUAAGUAUUUCAUAUUGGAUGACUGAACUGUUUGGCAAAUAUUCUGCCACACUAUACUACCUUGAUGUUUAAAACAAAACAAUUGCAUUGGUUCAAAUUUAAAGCCUUUUUGUUAGCAAUGUGUUGUAAAAUUUACUUAGGUUCAUUUAUGUAUGAUUUAACAGAUGUGAUAAUGUAUAUUGUAGCUUCAUGGGAAAUGUUUAAGUUUGUGUACAUACUUAUGUUACUUAUAUUUUUAACAUCCUCUAUGCAGAAAAAUAAGAAUACAUAUUGAACAUAAGGUGAUAAAUAAGCCAAUAAAAAAGGACAUUUCAGUUUCAAGCACUAGAAAUAAAAUGUUUUCACAACAACUGUGGAUCAAGCAGAAAUUUUUAGAAUUCUAAACAGUACCUACAUUUUAUAAAAAAAUAAUAUCAGUAAAAUUUGGUUUCAAUUUACUUCUUUCUCUGUAGUAUGAAUCUGAUCAUACACGUAAAACAAUUAUUAAACCUUAGUCACCCAUAACAGCAUACAAGGGGAUGAAAUAAUUAUGAAACAAUAAAAUGUGAUUAAAGUUAUUAAACAAAAAGUGAUACUAAAAGUGCCAAAUGUAACUGUAAACUGAUCAAAACUUUCUUCUCGAAUGUGGUGGUGUGCAUCUAAUAUUCUGUGGAAGCUGUCUGCAUCGUUGUGUUUGGAAAUGACUGUCUUUGCUCCAAUGGAUCUUGGUUUUUGAGUUUUUUCAUUUCUAUAUUUGAUAGCCAUUUUAGAAUUUCUGUACCUGUUUCUUUAAUUAUACAAUCAGGUAGAAAAGCCCUGUAGAUCAACUAAGUCUUCAAAACAGUCGAGAGCUAUUUCACAUUUUUAUUUUUAUAAAGAUAGUGUUGUGAAAAUACACGUAAUGCAAACCAAAGAAGAAAGUGAAGUGAUGAUUUAAUAGGCUUUGACUCUUGGCAUGUGAAGACACUUCAAUAGGAAAUUAGGGUGAAACCAAAAUUUUUGGAAACAAAUACUUUCUUUAUUCUGUUGUUUCAAAGAUAAGAUAGUGAUUUCAUUGUAAAUGUUUUUUUUUUUUAUAUUUUAUAUUUAUAUGGUUAGCCAAGCAUAAACAUGGAACAUGUGUUUACUUAAAGAAUCAUAAAUGUACCAACUAUAACCACUUAUUAUGCUCUCAAGAUUUAAUUAAAAGAAAACACAUAGGAAUAUCAAAUUCUUAGAGAAAAAUUUAUAAAGCUGAAAUUUUUUAUGAUUAAUUUUCAUUAAAAAUGUAGUCCACUAAAGUAAACACACUUUACUAAUAUCAAACUGCUAUUUAGCACUUGUGCAGUGUGUUAUUGAAAGUCGGGCAGUUAUAUAUUUAUUCAGCUUGUGUUUAAAUUAUCAUUAAAAGAAACAGAUUUUUUUUUGAGAAUAUAAAGAAAAAUAAUUUGUGAGAGUAUUUGCUUGUUUUUUGUAUUUUGGAAGUUAUCAAAAAAUAAUUUUUAAUUGUGUUUUGGUGCUGGUUUGCAAAAUAAAAUUACCUAGUGAAUUUAUUAAAUUUUCCUUACACAAAUAUUUAAAUGCACAUAAUAUGUAACGAAAAAGGAUUUUUUUCUUUAAAUCUUUUUAUAUUAGUGGUUUUAUAUAAAAAUAAAAUACUUCUCAAAAGUCAAAAAUAAGUAUCUUGUUUUAACAUUGAAAAAUUAUAAAAACACAAAUUUAGGUAGUGUUGUGCAGAUUCUAUUAGCAGGUAUUGAAACAAAAACAUUUUUAAAAUUUUGUAAACAUUGAUAAUAGAAAAAUACCACUUUUGCUUUCAUCAUAAAUGGUAACAGAGUAAUACGCAUGACUGAAUUCAAAAUUUAACUUGAAAAUUUCUAGAAACAAAUUUAGAGCCAACUUAAAAAAAAAACACUAAUUGGUCUUAAAUGUUUAUUUAUUACAUUAAAUUAUCUGUAAUUUCUACAGGUAUUAAAAUUUUCUUUAUGUGAUCUUAAUUUUGUGAGUGAACCUGUACUAACUGACAAACAUAAAAGUCAUAUAUAAUAGUAUGCCUUUUUGCUGUUGAAAAAAAUUCCAUGAUACCUAAAAAUAAUAACUUGUAAAUAGCUUGGUAGAUAAUUCACAGUGUCUCUGAAACUGAAAAUUGAAGGGUCCAAAAAGUUACUGUCAUGUUCCCAAGUACUUAGAUGUUAUUUACGGCUGUAAACUUUUGAUAAUAAAAUAAAGUCCCAGACUUCUUUCUUAUCAGCAAUAAUUAAACUUGAAUCACAACUAAUGCUAUUAUCGUAACAUUGAAUUUAAAAAAAAAAGUGGUCACACAAUAAAUUGUUCAAAUUAAUUACAAAUCGUAUUGCAGCAAAACAAUUACAUCGUAAAGCAUGUUCUUCGUAAGGCCAAGGUGACAACUCUAAACACAGUUAAAAUCACCGAUCAGCAAUCACUAACAUGUCCUUGCUACACUUUAUUUUAUAUUUCUGGCUGGAAAAAUAUUCCAAAAUCUCAAGUAGUGUUUCUCGUCUCUUCUACUUUGUUGUAUGAAAUCUCAGAUGUAGAUACAUAGUGAUAAUUUUUGGCAAUUUUACCAUUACACAAAAAAUUUUUUUGGUAGUUUUAAAUAUAACAGAAUGUACAAAAACAUUUUUAGAUAUAGGCAAUUUUAAGGAAAUAUUUGAAUUAAAAAUGAAAAAAAAAAAUCUUUCAAACCUUACUGAAAGUUAUCUUGUUAAAAGUAGUUUGUACAAAAACUAUGUAUAUAUGUAAAGAAGAUUCUUAGAAACUAUUUUAAACUGUGUUCAUCAAGAAAAAUGAAAGAAUUAACUUGUGAUGUAUAUAACACUUUUUGUCAUGUUUUUAAAACAACCUGAUUAACAUACCAUAGAUUUCUUUGAAAGUAUCUGUAGGACAAAUAGAUAAACUUCUUUUAGCAUAAUGGUAAUGAAGAUAAAGUGCUACCUAAUGUUUAACACUUAUCCUGUAUUUUUGUCGUUAGUGUUUAUGUUCAAGUAUCCAACAUUUUGGUGACUGAACGCUAGCUACUACGAAAAUACUUGACACGAGUAUUUUUCAUUUGCUAUGAAAAAACUGUAACUAGUAACAAAAAAAAGUUAAUACAGUGUAAGUUAUUAAGUUGUUAAAAUUAAAAUCGAAGUUUUUGAAAUGAAAAUAAUGUGGAGUUUCAAAUGCAUGUCACUGUGGUAUAUUGCAAAAUACUAGCUCGCAGCUUAGAGCAUGUCUUUAAGAAAUAUUAGCUGACUCAAAGAUCUAGUAUUAAAUUGUAUGCAGCAACAUGCAGAUACUGUUUGAAGGAAAUUGUGGUUCUAUUUUUUCUCAUAAUUAUAUUUCCCCCUUUAACCAGUAAACAAAUGCACAUAAAAAUUUUUUGUAUAAUUAAUUGCAGUAUUAAUUGUAUUAAGCAGCUUGCAGUUUAGCUCAUUUGACUUCUUUAAAUGGAAAAAAAAAUUUUGCAACAGUGCCUUCAAACAUUUUGAUGCACAACAAAAGCAAGAACCCUAACACGUAGAUUGUACACACUUUGUAGUAAUGCUACACACUGCAUGUUGUUGCUAUGGUAGAAGAAUUUUAUUAAUGUCAGCAACGCUAUUUUCCUGUCAUUUUUCAAUUUAUAACAAAGAGUUUAAAUUAAUUCAUUAAAAUGAAACAGGGACAGUGCAGUAGUACAGUUUUUCUUUUUGAAAAUAUUUUUUAUGUGUAUGAAUUUUUCUUUGUAGUAGAUUUUUUGAAAUUUAACAGAGCCUUGUAGAAAAAUGUUUUUUUGAAAAACUUACAUAUUGGAAACACUUAGGUUCAUUGGCUGCUGUAAGAUCUAAGGCGUCGAUGCUGAUAUGGCAAAAUUAAAUAUUGUGCUGCCAUUUAGCAUUUAGUACUGGUCCGUAGCAGUUUAUCAACUUACUGCAUUUUCACUGUGCUGUUCCUGUAAUUUUUGUCAUGUAUGUCUUUGUAGAUGAUGGAUUGUGGUGACUCGAAUCAGCACAACACUAAGUUAAAAAUAUGUUAUUUAAACAGAACUAACUGGAAGGCUGUGAUGAGACAGACAGUGGCAGUCCUUUUCGAAAUCAUCUGUGAAUAUGGAUUAUGCACAUUAAUGUUUAGUAACUUAUGUAUAUAUUAAGACAUAGGCAGUACCUACAAAAUUUUGAAGGAUUAAAGGCUUCGCAACUUUACAAAGAGUUUCAUGAAUGUACAGUUAAGUAACACCCUGAGUGACAUAAUUUGCGACGCAACGUACAUAAAUUUGCCGUUUGUGAAUGAUUUGCCGAUGAAAGCCGUGAAAAUCACCAAAAAAAAAUGGCUUCUAACAUACUUUUUCUGGGGAGUAUUUUCCUACUGCGGUGCAGAAAAUCUACUCUUAGCUGUAAAUGCUGAGGCAGUUUAAAUAACAUCUGCUUUGUCGGUUCAGAAAUUGUGGUCUAAAGCCCUUUCUCCGGGCACGUUUUUUGCAGUCACACUUGUGGUUACUUGUUUUCACACUGAUGAUGUAUAAAAUGAUAGUGAAGAGACUACAUAGAUAUCAUAAUAAUUUAAAUUUCCAGUAUAAAUGGUAUACAAAGGAGUUUUCAGGUGUCAUAUAUUUGUAAAUUUUGGCCUGUGGCAUAUCAUUUGUGUGAAAACAUGCCUCCAAGUUAAAUUUAUAAUACAGUGUUGAUAAAAAAAAAAUGUGGGUGUGUGUACUUACGUAUGCGCGUUAGAAGUUAUACUUACUUGACUUAAUUAAAAGCUAACUUUAAUUUUGCAUGCAAAUAAUUAAUAGAAAUAAAAUACUUAAAGACAGGAGUGAUAUUGUAGGUAAAUACGGUUGGUAAAGUCUAAAAUCUUCAAAGUAAAAAAAUAAAAAAUAAUAAUCAGUAUUCCAUUUUAUAUUAUAAUAUAGUGAAAAGUGAAAACCAAUAAAUAUGCUGAAUGUAUAUUCUAAUUUAAUAAUUUUAGUUAUUUAUUAAAUAAUAAUGUUAUAAUUUAUAAUGCAAAUAAAUUAUACAUAUAGGGACAUAACCUCAUUUAUAUAAAUAGCUUACACUUGAAAAAUUUUAGGAACACAAUUUCUAUCACAAAUAUUCAAAAUAAAUAAAUGUUUUUAUGAUAUGGAGCAGUAUUUAAUCACUAAAGUAUAAGGUUUAAAAGAACAUAUAUAAUUUUUAUUUGUAUGUAGCUUUUUUUUUGUGUGUAACUUUUUAUUCAUCCUGUGAAAAUUUUGUUGCAUGUUGCACGUACAUCGUAAAAAUUCAUUCUUAUCAUUAUUUCAUAAUGCGCCUUAAGAAGUAUAACUUCAAAAAUUUUGUGAAAUAUUUAUUAACAGUAAAAUGGUUGUUGGUCACUGUGUGUUAUAUCAACCUGUCGAACUACCAAAUUAAAGUUUGUACAAAAUGUAUGUUGCAAGAAGGAAAAUGGAUAAAGAAAUGUUUUCACUUGGAGAAUAGAAAUACAUACGAAUUUGAAAGUUUUGUGAUGAUUUGAAAUAAAUACCUAAUGGUUAUGUCAGUAGGGGUGUUACUUCAGAUACCUACUUUAAAAAAGCAGUCGUUAAUACCUCACUUAACUUUUGUUAAAUGUAUUUGAAACUUAUUUAUAAAUUUGUUGGUAUUUAAUUUUUUGUGAAAUUUAUUUUAGAAUGUAAUUGCAUAUCAGACAUGAUUGUAAAAUGUAUACAUUUUUAUUUAUAAUUAAAAUUUUAU
This is a messenger RNA of Bacillus rossius redtenbacheri, 9556 nucleotides long. It is a transcript of the gene Dpp10, whose product is annotated as dipeptidyl aminopeptidase-like protein 6. The transcript is spliced from 16 exons. Gene Ontology annotation, cellular component: plasma membrane. Gene Ontology annotation, biological process: proteolysis. Gene Ontology annotation, molecular function: dipeptidyl-peptidase activity; serine-type peptidase activity. The record is from RefSeq and is a predicted model, not a curated record. NCBI's taxonomy places the organism in Eukaryota, Metazoa, Arthropoda, Insecta, Phasmatodea, Bacillidae. Bases 158 to 2803 code for a protein of 881 amino acids.